UAUAGGCGUGUACCGUGAAUGCUGGAUUGCCCUACUCACAGUCUCCUGCAGAUACAAGUCGAAACUGUCACGUACGAAGAAACCAGUCAAUAGGCUACUUCAGUCUCACAGGACUUCUGAGAAAUCAGGUGAGCCUCAGAGGUCUUGGUUUUCUCAACAUGUGUUGAGGAGCGGUAACUAACCCUUCCCUCAGGCCACACAGGACCGUGGAGAUGUUCAUCAGCCCUAGCACCUUGUUAAAAUGUGUCUGGUUCCAGAUACAUCUGACAUGUGCCCUGAAAACAUGUCCUCCAAUCUUACAAACCUCUUUGAACUUUUCUGCCACCUACCCAGUUUCCUUUUUCCAAACUGCAAACGCCAUACAGAACAUAGUAGUUCACGAGAAUUUCAAUGAGGUUUACGUGGCAUCACAAAAUGUAAUUGAAGCUUUGGACGGUCACUUCACCAAAAAAUGGGAAUUGAGAACCGGGCCAUUUGGCAGUCCAGAUUGUCAGACCUGUCAUUGUGACAUUAAGAAUGAGCCAGGAACAUCACAGGACACAGAUAACCAGGUUCUUGUUUUAGAGCCUUUCGAACAUUUGGACUUCUUGUACAAAUGCGGGAGCACCCAGUAUGGAGUCUGUACCCUACUUGAACUUACAGUUGGCAAAAGACUCCAUGACCCUACAUGUUUGUUUCAUAACAAUUCCAACUCGCCCUCUGAUUGUCCCGACUGUGUCGCUAGCCCUCUGGGUACAAAAGUCAGCGUGGUAACAGACGGGCAUUUAUCAUACUUUUUCACAGCAGCUACCAUCAAUACCACCAUAGCUGGAUCUUUUCACAAGCGAUCCCUUUCCAUUCGCCGCUUGCUGGCCACAGAAGAAGGAUUUGACAGUCAAGUGAAGGGUUUGACUGUUCUUCCUCAAUUCCAGGACACAUUCACCAUCGAUUACAUCUAUACCUUCUCCACACCAGAAUAUGUGUAUUUUGUAUCUGUACAGUGGGAGAGCCCACUGAAACCAUACGGCAGGUUGCAGACCCAUCUUGGGCGCCUGCCGAUCAAGGACAGCGAGCCUUGGAUGUAUAGGGAGAUAGUUCUGGAAUGCCGCUUUAAGCCCAAAAGAAGGAGAAGGAGUUACCGGGAUACAGUGUACAACGCAGUUCAAGCUGCCCACUUUGGUACAUCAGGAAAAGAGCUGGCCAAAGAAAUGGGAGUGAAGAUGGAAAGCACGUUUCUGUAUGGAGUGUUCGCCGUAACUGAUAAUGAGAGAAAUCCAACCAGACAGUCGGCCUUGUGUGCGUUUCCAAUAGAUGAGGUGAACAUUAAGAUUGAAGAGGGGUUCGACGCCUGCUGUUCCAAUGGGACAGAGCGUCUUACACGUGGACUGAGCCAUUUUCAGCCCUUUGAAAUGUGUCCUCAUGAGAAUGCAGAUAGUUUGGCAUGCAAAGCUCUUCCCACCAUGGUGUCAAAACCUUACUACCGAGUGGACUUAUUCAAUGGGCAGCUGAAAGAUGUGCUCCUCACUUCCAUUCUGGUCACUACCAUUGAGAAUAAAACUGUGGCGCACAUCGGCACAGAUCGUGGGAGGCUCGUUCAGAUCAUUCUGAGCAGGUCAAACCCUGUAAUGUUAGCCAACUACUCUCUUGUGGAAGAUAAGCAGAGAGUGUCACGAAUAGCUGCCGUUCUUUCUACCGAGCAUCUGCUUUUUGUCGUUGGAAACAAAUUACUGAAAGUGUCCUCCAGAGGCCCCGGCUGUGCUCACUUUCUCAACUGUUCAGUGUGUUUAGAAGCACCUACGUUUAUGGGAUGUGGCUGGUGCGGUGGAGUCUGUUCUCAAGAGUCACAGUGUGAGAAUAAGUGGAGUAACAACUCCUGCCCUCCUGUUAUCACCCAGUUUUUUCCCAGCACAGUGCCCUCCAAUGGUAAAAGUGAACUCACUCUAUGUGGAUGGGACUUCCAGUCGGCCUCCAGGCCUGCUAUCACUCAGACCUCACACCAGGUUAAAGUGGGAAACAGCAUCUGUACAGUCAUACCAGAGAAGAGCAGUAGCUCCCAGCUUGUAUGUCAGAUUGACAGUGAUGGCUCUGUACUGGACCAGAGUUUAAAUAUUACAAUAGAGGUUAACGAAAAGAGAGUGGAAAGUGGAUACUCCAUCUCUGGAGAUGCAAACACACACGGCUUGAGUUUUGUGACUCCAGAAAUCACAGAUAUCAUUCCGAACUAUGGACCCAAGAUUGGGGGAACCUUGGUCACCCUUUUAGGAAAACAUCUGGAUGCAGGUGUGGACAGAACAGUCCGACUUGGGGACAGAAUCUGCCCUGUUCAAAGCGUCUCCAGCAAUGGCACGUCUAUAGUUUGCCGGUCUGAAGGUGUGGAGGAGAUUAUUGAAGUAGAUGUGAAGGUUGUCAUUGAUGAAUCAACUAUUUCAGCCCCAAAAAUGUUCAACUACAGGGUAAAUCCUGAGGUGAUGGGGUUGAAACCCAGUUGUGGGUUUAGAAGAGGAUCAAAAAUUACUAUCACGGGCCAGAAUCUGGACUCUGUAUUCCAGCCCAUCAUAAACUACAGAGGCAACAACACAAGACCUGUGCAAGCUGUGUGCAUUGGGCAAGGGAACCCAAUACAGAUUGAGUGCAUGAGCCCUGCAUGCGAGGAGUCGAGUGGAAUCCUCACUGUGGAUCUGGAUGGAGCAAAGGAACUCAUGCCUCAAUCUUUCACCUGUCAUCCGAAUGCAGAGCCUAUUCCUUUCGAAACAGAAGGACAUGUGUUGGAGCUCAGCCCGGGGCAGGACGAAGUCUCAUUGCACCAAAAAAAACUGGGACUGGUGUCUGGUUGCAUGAACAUCUUCAUGACAAUUAAUGGAGUGGAUUGCAAGACUACAGUUUUGGACAAUGAGAUUACUUGCAGGAUUCCCAAAAAUAUGACCAUCCCCAGCCAGGGGGCGCCCGUCAAGGUGUUUGUGAAUGGGGAGGUUUAUGACAUUGGCAUAGUGGUAUUUACCAAAAAUAGUUACAUUGUGGGUAUUGUGCUGGGCAUUAUAGCUGCACUUGGCCUUGGGGCGGCUCUGGCUUAUGUAGUGAUGGCACAGAAGAAUAAAAUGAAGAAAGCUGGCCUCGCUGAAGUUCGACUGUCCAUGCAUUCAACUCGCACAGCGGCGGAGAAUUAUGACAGAUCACCUGAUGGUGACUACAGAAGAGGUCUAUCACCCUUCCGUGAUUCACGAACGACCUUCUCUAGUUUGCCAUACGCUGGGUCCAUGGACUCUGCAGCAGCUCCUAUGAUGCCACAGGUGAUCUCUAUGUCCUCUCUCCGACCACGUCUGCUGGAGGAGGUGAAGGAUGUUUUGAUCCCACCAAAUAAGCUUAAAAUUCAGCAUGACCAGAUCAUCGGCAAAGGUCAUUUUGGGACGGUGUAUCACGGCUAUUUUACUGAUAACAAUGACAAAGAGAUUCACUGUGCUGUCAAGUCAUUAAACAGGAUCACAGAGAUGGAGGAGGUGGAGCAGUUUUUACGAGAAGGAAUCUUCAUGAAGGCCUUCCACCAUCCCCAUGUACUGUCUCUCCUGGGCAUUCUGCUGCCCAGUGAUGGACUUCCCGUAGUGGUUCUGCCGUACAUGAAACACGGAGACCUCAGACAUUUCAUCCGCUCUGAGCAGAGAAAUCCCACAGUGAAGGAUCUGAUUGGCUUUGGGCUUCAGGUUGCCAAAGGAAUGGAGUAUCUCGCAAACAAGAAGUUUGUUCACAGAGACCUUGCGGCACGCAACUGCAUGCUAGAUGAGUCAUUCACAGUGAAGGUGGCUGACUUUGGCAUGGCGCGUGACAUUUACGAUAAGGAAUACUAUAGCGUUCAAGAUAGUAAAAAAGCAAAGCUGCCGGUCAAAUGGAUGGCAAUAGAAAGACUGCAGACUCAGAAAUUCACCACCAAAUCAGAUGUGUGGUCUUUUGGAGUAUUGAUGUGGGAGCUGAUGACUAGAGGGGCCAGCCCGUAUCCGGAUGUGGACCCUUAUGACAUCACUGGCUAUCUGAUACAGGGCCGUCGACUGCAUCAGCCACAAUACUGCUUAGAUUCCCUGUGGUCCAUCCUGCUCAAGUCUUGGCAUCCAGAGCCCGAGAAAAGACCGGACUUCUCCACACUCGUGAAAACCAUUCACUACAUCCACUCCAGUCUAGAGGGGGAGCACUACAUCAACCUCCAGGUCACCUAUGUCAAUCUAGACCUACCGAGACCCUACCCCUCUCUCUCUCCACCCGUCCCUACACUAUCAGAGCUGUCCUGACUCUAGAUUUCUAGAAUGAACUGUGUCUAAUAUAGUUGCCUUUAUCUGCUGGGUUCAGAAACGCAUAUGAUCCUAUAAUGUGUAAGUGACAAAGGAAAUACACAGAAGAAAAUUCUUCGCUCAUCUGAAAUGGUCAUGUUGUCGUAACUUGCUUACUGUUGGUCACAUGGACAAGGUGGUGUCAUAUUUUAAGGGAUUUUAAACUAUUUUUGGGCAUCUGCAAUUUGUAGGGAAUGUCAGGCUUGAAUGUAGUCUUUAUUUGAUACUUUUUUAAAACCGUAUGGAAAUGCAUUUUACACUGGAUAACAACUGAACAUCAUCUGUUAUUGCUCACAUUUUGAUAUUGUUUAAGUAUAGCAAUGAGGAAAAAGAUACUUGAAAUAUGGUUUAAUGUUUCAUUAUAUUUUGUAUUUUCUUAUGUAUUAUUUGUUCAAUGUAAAUAAAUUGAUUUAAAUGAUU
Messenger RNA from Triplophysa rosa, 4712 nucleotides. RefSeq names its product macrophage stimulating 1 receptor a (gene mst1ra). Gene Ontology annotation, molecular function: ATP binding; transmembrane receptor protein tyrosine kinase activity; protein binding. Lineage: Eukaryota; Metazoa; Chordata; Actinopteri; Cypriniformes; Nemacheilidae. Gene Ontology annotation, cellular component: signaling receptor complex; membrane. Gene Ontology annotation, biological process: nervous system development; protein phosphorylation; multicellular organism development. Bases 213 to 4253 code for a protein of 1346 amino acids. The record is from RefSeq and is a predicted model, not a curated record. The transcript has 22 exons.